Rubroshorea leprosula is the source of this 585-nucleotide messenger RNA. NCBI's taxonomy places the organism in Eukaryota, Viridiplantae, Streptophyta, Magnoliopsida, Malvales, Dipterocarpaceae. The record is from the annotation of a GenBank genome assembly.
GUCGGUUCAGUAUCGGCGUCAAUUUUCGUCUCAUCCUAACAGAGUGAGCUAAUUUUGGGCCCUCAGAGCUGACAUUAGGGCAGCAAAGUUCUGUUCAGGUGAGAAUGUGGCAGACAAAAGGUGUUUGGAGAGGGAAUAGGAAGAUGGGAAUGGAGAGUCCCAAGCAGAGAAAUAAAAGUCACAAUUGGAUAGCACGUUGCACAUGGAUGGGGAUAAACCUUUUUGCCAUAUUUGCAGGGGAUGGUCUCUCUGGCACAUGGUUUAAAAGCCUCCCAAGGCCAUGCUUUUCCUGGUUUUGGUGUGGGCAAUUUUUUAGGCUUAAUAUAGUGGGGAUAUGAGAGUGAACUCAGGAGAUUAGCUCUUGUCUUUACUCGGCGUGUGCAUCUUUUUCUAUCUUUGAUAUUUUUGCCUUUUGGACUUUUUUGGUCUUUAGUUUCAGCAUUAUAUUGGGUUGUCUUUGGGGCCGUUUAUUUUUUAGCAAGUUUUCCGGUGGGAAAGUUGUUUAUGAAAAGCUUUGUUGACAGUUUUCAAUGGUACCAUCUCCAUUCCUAUUGAUCUUUGCUUUAAUAAUUUUAAUUAACUUAA